Prorocentrum cordatum is the source of this 1860-nucleotide messenger RNA. The record is from the annotation of a GenBank genome assembly. Lineage: Eukaryota; Dinophyceae; Prorocentrales; Prorocentraceae.
AUGUUCGGGCCCGCCGGGCGGCCGCUCAAGGCGCUCUUCACGGCGCUCCUGAUCGCGGUGGCCGUGCACGCGCGGCCGUUCUUGAGUAGACAGGCGAGGGCGGCCCAACCAGCCAGCGGGCUUGUGGGUCUUCAAGCGGAAGGGUGGACGUGCCAAGGCAGCAAGGUCACGCUCGCCACUUCUGCAGGCUAUAUCACGAUCACGCUGUGCCCAAUGGCCGCGCCCACGACCGUGCAGAAGAUCGAGCAGCUAGUCCAGGCGGGGACCUACAACGACGCCGCAUUCUACCGUGCCGAGCCUGGCUUCGUGAUCCAGGGCGGCUUCCAGUUCCCCGGCUGCACUCAGUCCAGCGGCGAGACCUUCCCGUUGGAGUACAUGCUGCCCAACAAGAGAGGCACCGUCGCCAUGGCGCGCACCGAGGACCCCCAGAGCGGAAGCGGAGAGUUUUUCAUCAACCUGCAGGACAGCCCGAAUCUGGACCAGGCGCCGGGCGUCGACCCGAGCUCGCCCGAGGCAGCCUACGACGCCGGCUUCACGGUCUUCGGGCAGGUGGACGAAGCCAGCUUGCAGGUGGUGGCGCGGCCAGCCCUGGGCUUCGGGGCCGCUGACGGGGCGGCCGCCGCGGUCCAACCGCUGGGAGAGGCCCGGCGCGGCCGCGGGAAGCCCCGCGGCAGUGACAGCCCCGCGCUGCGCGCCCCGGGCGUCCCCUGGGCACGGCCGGUAGGAGGGCACGCGGACGUAGGUCCACGGGACCUCGUGUAUCUGCGCGACUCCACGGGUGAAGGCAUGCCGUCGCCGCUGCGCCCCACCCUGCGAUCUUGUCGUGAUUAUUUGGCGUCGCGGCCACAGGGUGUGCGGCAGGAAGCCGAGCAUUGGUUCCAGGAAGAGCACGGCCUCUUCUAUAUCCACGGCUACGCAGCAUUUCAUAUCCACGGCUACGUCACUUCUCACAUAUUCACGGCUCCGCCGAGCACCAACACCUCCACAGCUGCGCUGAGUAUCAUAGCCAGGGCUGGGCCGACUCUGCACUCUCUGGGGCAGGAGGCCUACUCGCGCAGCCUCACGGGCGGCUUCGGGAACAGCUCCGGCGGGUACCACCCAGCGCUGAGGACGGUGAUCAUCAUGAGUGAGCCCGAGAGCGUGUUCUUGCCGACGGAGGCGCCGUGGCUGUUCUGCAAGGCGAUGGUGUCUGCGUUCGACGGGCUGCUGGACGCCGAGAAGGAGGCCGGCCUCCAGUCCGGGCCGCUCCCAGGCGUCAGCGUGUCCUUCGCCUUCGACGAGUGCCCGUGGUGCCUGCAGGAGCGCCGGCGGCCGCCGCGGAGAAGAUGUGCGGGAAGGGGCCGAGGAAUGCGAGAAGGACGAGCUGUCGGGGUCUGCCAGGGCAGUCAGCAUGUGCUGCAAGGGAACGACCUAUGGAAGGCUUACGUGGACAGGUUCGAGAACAGCUUCACAGUAAACGCAUCCGCGGGCCUCUCCUUGGAGGGCCUGCUGCCUCAGAUCGGGAGCAUGCUGGCCGAGUACGAGAGGAGCGACCUCGAGGCGCCCGUCUUCAUCAGCGAGCUCGCGGCCAGCUCUGUGGCUGGCCUGGGCGAGACCCUCCAGGACCUGGCGGCCCGGAGCGAGGCGGGCGGCGGCCUGCUCUCGGGUACCAGCGUGCUGCAGUUCCAGGCCAGCACGGAUCCUGCGGCCCUCGGCGCUGGCGGGCUGGGAAUCUUCGAGGACGCGGGCGGCGAGGUUGACACCGUGUCGUUGCUUCCCGAGUCAGGCCGCGUGCCCGCGCCCGCGGCCCGCGCCCGCGGCGCCAGCGGCGGCAUGCAGCGCGCCGGCAGUGCAGCCCAUCCUGGGCUACAGGACGGGUGA